UCAGAGGAGGAAAAAAUGGAUUGUUUUUUGUUUCAUCGGAGUAAACGAAGUCUUUCUUACUUGCAGGCAUAUGCAUGUCUUUCAGACAAUGUCAGGAGAAGAGCUUUUAACUCAGAGAGGUGGAAAUACUUCUGCAUUGAAUGCAAUAGAAUCCCAUAUUCAAAUGGCAAUUCUCUUGCCAAUUCACAGCAUUCCUCAAAACCCAAGAUGCAGGAUCCUACAAACUGUUCAAGAUCUAGUAGAGUUGUGCAUGGUUUAAAAGAUAUCAGGGAUAGAUUUAAAGAGGAAAUCAGGGUUAUAGAGAACUGUUUGAGGGUUAAUAGCUUGUCCAGGAGGGAAUCUCCCGUCUUUAACCCAUCAAACAAUCUUUGUCAGAGUAAGAUUAAACAUAAGAGUCAGGGAGAGACCCCAAUUUUUGAACCUUCAGAUUAUCCAUUACAAGGCUACCCACACUUGAGGAAUCAAAUUCACAAGAAACCUGAGAGCUUUUGGCACUUUCAAAGAGGAAAUGUACAGACAAGAGGAAAGUAUCAUUCCCCAAUCUUUGAGAAUGCAUCAGGAACAGGAAUGUUUAGGGGAAUGCUCAAGAGCAAACUUCUUUGUAUUCAUUCAUGAUCAUCAUUCUUUUUAGGAUCAAUUUAGAUUUGCUUGCAUUUUAAAAGGGAAAAAAAAAUCCCAAGAAUUCUUCUUUGCUCUGUUUUACAUUGUCAUAGCAAAACAGCUUCCCAAACCAAUGGCAGUUAUGCACAAUAAACAGCCCAAAAGGGAAGGCUUUUA
Durio zibethinus is the source of this 777-nucleotide messenger RNA. RefSeq lists its product as uncharacterized. The record is from RefSeq and is a predicted model, not a curated record. Lineage: Eukaryota; Viridiplantae; Streptophyta; Magnoliopsida; Malvales; Malvaceae.